AAUCAAGACCUCUCAGAUUUAAGCUGGUAUGCAAACCAUUGUGCUGUUGGUGUUGUGGGUACUGGGAACAUCACUGGUGUUGCCAGACCCUGACACAGCUGGAGAGAAAGUGGCCGAAGAGCCUAUUCCAUGUUCUAAGGGAUGCACCUGUCUGCAUGAUGACUACAGCUUGGAGCUCAACAUGUACUGCAGUGCUCGUAACUUCACACAAGUCCCAUCAGACAUGCCCCAAUCCACUCAUUCUCUCUGGCUGGAUAGCAACUUGUUCACCUCGCUCCCGGCAGCAUCUUUUAAGGAUCUUACCAACCUGGACUUUUUGAAUUUGCAGAGUGGCCAGCUGGUGACACUUGACCCUCAAGCUUUCAAGGGACUUAGGUCGCUAGCACACAUUCACCUUGAGCGAAAUCGCCUCCGGGUGUUACCAGGUACAAUCUUCCAGAAUACACCUAACAUUGCUUCACUUAGUUUGCAUAACAACCAGCUCACUCGUAUUGAGGAAAGACUGUUUGCAGGACUCUCACACAUGUGGCUUCUCAACCUAGGGUGGAACUCAAUUGCAGUUUUACCUGAGGCGGCUUUCAAUGACCUGCAAGGUCUACGAGAGCUUGUCCUUGCAGGAAACAGACUCGCUUACUUGCAGCCACAGCUUUUCCAAAAUCUUGCUGAGCUUAAAGAGUUGGAUCUGACAGGAAAUUACAUCAAGGUCAUCAAAGCUAAUGUGUUCGUUAAACUCACUAAACUACAAAAGCUUUACCUGGCCCAGAAUCAGAUUGUGACAGUGGUACCUAGAGCCUUUGUAGGCAUGAAGUCGCUAAGAUGGCUAGAUCUCACUAACAACAGACUAGCUUCUCUCCAUGACGACACUUUCUUGGGCCUGCACAGCCUUCAUGUACUACGUCUUUCCAACAACUCUAUCACUGGAAUAAGGCCCAGGACCUUCCGUGAUCUGCAGUACUUAGAAGAGCUACGAUUGAGCUAUAACAAGAUCCGAGCCCUGGGGGAAAGGAUCUUUGAAGGGCUAGGUCAUUUGGAGGUCCUAGAGCUAGAGCACAACCAAGUGCAGGAGGCACAAGUGGGUAGUUUCACAGGGCUCUCUCAUGUGGCUGUCAUCAACCUGUCUGGUAGCUGCUUCCACAGUCUGCCAGACCAAGUGUUCAAAGGUCUGUCAAAGCUUCACAGCCUUCAUCUGGACAGAGGCUGCCUAACAAGGAUCACAACUCAAGCUUUCACUGGACUCUCUGGUCUACGGAGGCUUUUCUUGCAGCACAACAACAUCUCUGUGGUCGAACGCCAGAGCUUUGUGGACCUGGUGGGCCUAUUGGGACUGGACUUGAGUUUCAAUAAGCUGGAGGUUCUCACAACCCAUACAUUCUCUGGCCUCAAGAAUAUGGAGUACUUGCUGUUGUCCAACAAUGAAUGUCGACAAUUUUUGCAGAAUGGCACAAAGCAACUACUCCCAAGGCUGCGCUAUCUGGACCUGAGAGCGAAUGCCAUAACAAGCAUGGUACCUGAUUUCCCAGAGAAUAUGGAAAAACUUUUGCUGUCUGGGAACCGAUGGAAAUGUGACUGCAGCGCCCUCCCCCUCAGAAACUACAGCUUGAGGAAUCCAUUGGUGAUACCUCGGCAAGUGGAGACCCACGCAGAGGGUGAAGAGCCUGACACAACUAUCACCAUAUACAACAACAUUACAUGCACCAGCCCACCACGUCUAGCUGGCCAGGACCUGCGGGAUACUGACAGUGAACUCUUUGAAAGCUGCUAGACAACCAUGCACAGAUGUGUUUAGGGAACUGGAAAAGUGUUACCUUUAAUAUUUUCAGCAAUGUCAAUUCAUUCAGUUUCUUAUUUCAAGAUUUUAACUGUAAUACUAAUAUAUAAUUUAUCUGCAGAAAAGGGAGAAUUUGACAGUUUGUUUUCAAUCCACUACAAAUGCUUUGAGAUAGUUGAGUUUAUAUUGACAUUGGAGAGUAAGAACUGUAUAGCCCUGAGUUUUAACACUUUGGGGACUGGGUUACUAGGCGGGGUUGCUUUAUAUGGAAACAUGUUUGCAGGAGAUAUAAAAAUGGAUAGCUUUAAAUGUGAUGCAUUUAGAUGUGUUUUUAAAAUAAUAAUAAUUUAAUAUAAAUAUACUUUGAAGUUCUGUAUAAACCACGUGGACUUCAUUCAUACUCUUGAACACAGAAAGUAUCACAUUUACAUAAAAAUGUGAUAGCAAUUUCAUUGCUGUGGUCGUUAGCAUUUUGGGACAAUAAAAGGGGAUAGUGGAGCAGAAACCAUAAAGGCCUGUUGUUUGAAAUGGAAACAGAUGGAUUUCUGGGAUCCCGAUAAACCUUAUGCAAAACAAAGAGCAACAAAACUGA
Molecule: messenger RNA, 2360 nt
Organism: Micropterus dolomieu (smallmouth bass)
Lineage: Eukaryota; Metazoa; Chordata; Actinopteri; Centrarchiformes; Centrarchidae
Gene: igfals
Product: insulin-like growth factor binding protein, acid labile subunit
Exons: 2
Coding region: 29-1762 (577 amino acids)
Cellular component (GO): extracellular matrix
Molecular function (GO): protein binding
Source: RefSeq, a predicted model, not a curated record